Molecule: messenger RNA, 1659 nt
Organism: Cuscuta campestris
Lineage: Eukaryota; Viridiplantae; Streptophyta; Magnoliopsida; Solanales; Convolvulaceae
Source: the annotation of a GenBank genome assembly
CUUGGUUUUUAUCCCUUUUCCCCUCUUAUUUUCCCUUCCAAAUUUUCGGCCCUCCUAAAAAGCACAACCAGUAUCCCCCUUUUUCUCCCCUAUUCUUAUGCCUUUAAACCAUCUUAAAAAUCAACCCUUCAUCCUCCUCCAUAUACUCGACCAGUCCACUCCCCUCCCUUUCCAAACCCAAGCUUAAAUAUAUCAAUUAUGCUAGGCAAAUGCCUGGCCUACUUGCAUGCAAGAAACACCGUGCAUAGGGAUAUUAAAGGAGCAAAUACAUUAGUUGACCCCAAUGGUGAAAUCAAGCUUGCAGAUUUUGGCAUGGCAAAACAUGUACGUAUCAACUAAAUGUUUUGGGUAGUUCAUGCGAAAUGCCUGCUUGGUGGGGGAAAAAAUCCACCAAGAGGAAUGCAAAAGACCCAAAAUCUCUUUCCCCAAAUUCUCCCAGUAGUUUGAAAAAUGAACUUACAGAGAGAAGAGAGAGACCUAAGAGCUUCGGCGAGCUCUCUGGUAUGGAGGAAACCAGGAACUCAACCAGAGCCAGUAGAGAUUUCCCUAGCGCCAGAGGUUCUUCUGGAUUCUCAGGCUUCGAUUCUCCUUCUUCCAUGGACAGAGGACAUCCACUGCUGGAGCCGUCUGUGUCCCCUUCUUCUGUUGGAAAUGAUCACGAGGAAUUGGUGAUAGCAGGCAUAGUCCAGUCUCACAAAGCCCUGUCCAUUCAAGGGUGCCUACAACCAGUUCUUUGCCUCUGCAUCCUUGGUCUGGAGGGGUUAAUUUCGAUACUCCAGCAGGAAGGUUGGAUGAAGGGAAGAGUGAAGGCCACCGGUUGCCUCUUCCACCUGGAUUUCCUAAUCAUCUUCUACCGGCUUCUCCUACCAGGCCUUCUACUUUGCCAAAUCCUAGAACUUGUGGUAUAGCUGAAGCCUCAACUGUUAAUCUAUCAAAAUGGAAAAAAGGAAGGCUUCUGGGAAGAGGCACAUUUGGCACGGUCUAUCUUGGAUUCAACAGUGAGAAUGGGCAGAUGUGCGCAAUUAAAGAAGUCAAAGUUGUUGCAGAUGACCGGACAUCCAAAGAGUGCCUUAAGAAAUUGAACCAGGAAAUCACUUUGCUCAGUCAAUUUUCACAUCCAAACAUUGUUCGGUAUUAUGGGAGUGAACUGGGAGAAGAGACGCUCUCAGUUUACUUGGAGUAUGUUUCUGGGGGUUCCAUUCAUAAACUGUUGCAAGACUAUGGAUCGUUUAAGGAGGCUGUUAUUCAAAAUUAUGCUAGGCAAAUUCUAUCUGGCCUGGCCUACUUGCAUGCAAGAAAUACCGUGCAUAGAGGGGGAGUUGGUGAUAACCUGCAUAGUCCAGUCUCACAAAGCCCUGUUCAUUCAAGGGUGCCUACAACCAGUUCUUCACCUCUGCAUCCUCGGUCUGGAGGUGUUUUUUUGGAUACUCCAGCAGGAAGGUUGGAUGAAGGGAAGAGUGAAGGCCACCGGUUGCCUCUUCCACCCGGAUCUCCUAAUCAUCUUCUACCGGCUUCUCCUACCAGGCCUUCUACUUUGCCAAUUCCUAGAACUUGUGGUAUAGCUGAAGCCUCAACUGUUAAUCUAUCAAAAUGGAAAAAAAGGAAGGCUUCUGGGAAGAGGCACAUUUGGCACGGUCUAUCUUGGAUUCAACAGGUAUG